CGAUCAUUGAUGACAUUCGGUUCAGCGAGUUGGCGUUUAUCCACUUCACUAUCAUCAGCCGCACCACAAGCACGUCAGUCGUCUGCCGCCUAUUCACCGAUGUCCUCUGAUCGACCAAAUGUCAAUUCAUUGGAUAUUCCACUGCCCGAAACAAGAGUUGAUUGGGAGCGACAGUUUUUCGAUGAGGACGUGUACAGUCAUCCGGUUUGGGAUCCUUCGAAUGUGAGCUUUUCGUAG
Anisakis simplex (herring worm) is the source of this 237-nucleotide messenger RNA. NCBI's taxonomy places the organism in Eukaryota, Metazoa, Nematoda, Chromadorea, Rhabditida, Anisakidae. The record is from the annotation of a GenBank genome assembly.